CAAAGUGCUGGGAUUACAGGCUUGAGCCACCGCGCCCAGCCGAGAAUUUUUUAAAAAGAGAGAAGGGAGUAGUAAAUGACUAAAUAUAAAGCACCUAGUGCUGUAUUUUGCAAAUGGUAAUCACUCAGCAGGUGUCUCAGCUCCUCGCUUCAGCAACCAGGCUUCCAGGACCGGAAGGAAGUCUUCUGCAUUCAAAACUAGACUCAAACUACUCCCCUCCACCACCCAAUUCUACUCCUGUGCUCGCGCUCCUCCUGCCUGGCAAAUUCCAUGGCCCGACAGAUUCACUUCCAUUCCACCGCCGGACCAGGAACGUCAGUGGGCCACCCAUGCCUGGAAAACGGCUGGCUGGGCCAGAGGGGCGAGGACCGCUGCAGAGCGGGGCUGGUACCAGCCACUUCUUGGGAGCCGCGGUACGCGCAGCCUUGUGGGAGCUGUAGUUCCCACAACUCCGAGUCUCCAGGCGAGGCGUCACUGCAGGACUCGUUUUCCCGUGCUCCUGUGCGCUGGUCCACUUGGGACGGGUCCCUGGGUAGGUGAGGUGGGUAGGAGCUUGCUUAUAGAAAAGUGGAAUCGAGUCGUCCUUGUUAGUGGAGCCGCUGCCGCCAUGGAACUCAGAGCCCGUUCCUGUUCCUUCAAGAGUGCUGGAGGCCAAACUUGAAAUACAAGUUUAAGUUUCCCCAUAGGGCAAAAGAUAAGGAUCCGAACUCCCCCGGCCCGGUGUGCAGCAGGAGCGACCAACCCCGAUCCGGGUUAAAAGUCCCAGGGACUCUUCGCUGCCGCCACCUCCUGUUCCCUCCCCACGUUCCCACUCAGGGUCUCCCUCAAGGCCGGGAGGCACAGCGGUCCCUGCUUGUUGAGGGGCUGGAUGUACGCACCCGCAGGUUCCCGCGGACUUGGGGGCGCCCGCUGAGCCCCGGCGCCCGCAGAGGGCUUGUGUUUGCCUCCUGCAGCCUCAACCCGGAGGGCAGCGAGGGCCUACCACCAUGAUCACUGGUGUCUUCAGCAUGCGCUUGUGGACCCCGGUGGGCGUCCUGACCUCGCUGGCGUACUGUCUGCACCAGCGGCGGGUGGCCCUGGCCGAGCUGCAGGGGGCCGAUGACCAGCGUCCAGUCGACCGCAGCCUGCUGAAGUUGAAAAUGGUGCAGGUCGUGUUUCGACACGGGGCGCGGAGUCCUCUCAAGCCGCUCCCGCUGGAGGAGCAGGUAGAGUGGAACCCGCAGCUAUUAGAGGUCCCACCCCAAACUCAGUUUGAUUACACAGUCACCAGUCUAACUGGCGGUCCGAAACCACAUUCUCCUUAUGACUCUCAAUACCGUGAGACCACCCUGAAGGGGGGCAUGUUUGCCGGGCAGCUGACCAAGGUGGGCAUGCAGCAGAUGUUUGCCUUGGGAGAGAGACUGAGGAAGAACUAUGUGGAAGACAUUCCCUUUCUUUCACCAACCUUCAACCCACAGGAGGUCUUUAUUCGUUCCACUAACAUUUUUCGGAAUCUGGAGUCCACCCGUUGUUUGCUGGCUGGGCUUUUCCAGUGUCAGAAAGAAGGACCCAUCAUCAUCCACACUGAUGAAGCAGAUUCAGAAGUCUUGUAUCCCAACUACCAAAGCUGCUGGAGCCUGAGGCAGAGAACCAGAGGCCGGAGGAAGACUGCCUCUUUACAGCCAGGAAUCUCAGAGGAUUUGAAAAAGGUGAAGGAAGGGAUGGGCAUUGACAGUAGUGAUGAAGUGGACUUCUUCAUCCUCCUGGACAAUGUGGCUGCCGAGCAGGCACACAGCCUCCCAAGCUGCCCCAUGCUGAAGAGAUUUGCACGGAUGAUUGAAGAGAGAGCUGUGGACACAUCCUUGUACAUACUGCCCAAGGAAGACAGGGAAAGUCUUCAGAUGGCAGUCGGCCCAUUCCUCCAUAUCCUGGAGGGCAACCUGCUGAGAGCCGUGGAUUCUGCCACCGCGCCCAACAACAUCAGAAAGCUGUAUCUCUAUGCGGCUCAUGAUGUGACCUUCAUACCACUCUUAAUGACCCUGGGGAUUUUUGACCACAAAUGGCCACCGUUUGCUGUUGACCUGACCAUGGAACUCUACCAGCACCUGGAAUCUAAGGAGUGGUUUGUGCAGCUCUAUUACCAUGGGAAGGAGCAAGUGCCGAGAGGUUGCCCCGAUGGGCUUUGCCCACUGGACGUGUUCUUGAACGCCAUGUCAGUUUAUACCUUAAGCCCAGGAGAAUACCACGCACUCUGCUCUCAAACUCAGGUGAUGGAAGUUGGAAAUGGAGAGUAACUGAUUUAUACAAGCAGGAUGUGUUGAUUUUAAAAUAAAGUGCCUUUAUACGAUGCC
Molecule: messenger RNA, 2330 nt
Organism: Cercocebus atys (sooty mangabey)
Lineage: Eukaryota; Metazoa; Chordata; Mammalia; Primates; Cercopithecidae
Gene: ACP6
Product: acid phosphatase 6, lysophosphatidic
Exons: 10
Coding region: 987-2273 (428 amino acids)
Biological process (GO): dephosphorylation
Molecular function (GO): phosphatase activity
Source: RefSeq, a predicted model, not a curated record